Messenger RNA from Varroa destructor (honeybee mite), 1276 nucleotides. Its product is annotated as cytochrome c oxidase assembly factor 5-like. Gene Ontology annotation, molecular function: protein-L-histidine N-tele-methyltransferase activity. The record is from RefSeq and is a predicted model, not a curated record. Gene Ontology annotation, biological process: peptidyl-histidine methylation, to form tele-methylhistidine; mitochondrial respiratory chain complex IV assembly. NCBI's taxonomy places the organism in Eukaryota, Metazoa, Arthropoda, Arachnida, Mesostigmata, Varroidae. Gene Ontology annotation, cellular component: mitochondrion; nucleus.
UAAAGGUGUUUUUCCCCAUGUACUAACAAUGAAUUGAAGAAGAUUUGAAACAUCUCACCGUAAUAUACAAGAAACAUUUGUCCUAAGCAGAAGACGGAAACGGUAUAAUUACGAAGAAUCAUCAGGAUAUAAAGGGACCUAUCUCCGUCGGAAUGAACAUCAACGAAAGUUUACAACUUUAAUAGAAAAGCGAUUACAAAAAGGGAAAUUAAUUACUGUAUAUUACGAUUAAUUUUUCUUGGUCUGAUACCCGGUCGCUAUCGAAUCACGACCUAGGAGGGAACUGGGUACAAUGUUUAAGUUCAAUUUUGAUAUUGAAACUGGUGAGGCUCAUAUGUCAGCACCUCAAAGCGAUUAUGCUACGAACAGUGACGGAAAGCCUGAACAAGCCGAGGAUGCUGCGUUAGUUUGUUCUAAUAAGGAACCUUUCCAGGAAGUAUUUCCUAAUGAAGCGUUUAAUUCGUCAGAUUCUAGUUGUGAGUCACCUCCGAUCUGUGAAACCUUAGGAGUGAAACAUCUGUCAGCACCGAUCACCAGCAAAAAUGACCACUUGUUUCAGCGAGCGGAAAAGCUAAAUUCAGACCUUAUUCCUCAGGUUUAUGAAGGCGGCUAUAAGAUAUGGGAGUCCACAAUCGACCUGCUGAACGUACUGAGUCAACGACAGGAGCUCGUCUGUGGACGGCACGUGUUAGAUCUCGGCUGCGGAGCCGGAGUUGGUGGACUACGGGCGGUACUGGAUGGAGCUAGCUCAGUUCAUUUCCAUGAUUACGUACGCGGUUUUUACAAUAUCGUGAUCAAUGCGUCAGUUCUGGCUAAUUUGACUAUACCUAAUUUCCGCCUGCUUUCAUCUACUAUAGAAGUAGAAGAGAAAAAGUAUACUACUCAGAACGUACGGUUCUUUGCUGGUGAUUGGACCUUAUUCAAGAAUCCUAUGGAGUACGAUCUGAUUCUCACCGCCGAGACGAUCUACCGACGCGAAAAUUACGCUAUCCUCUGUGACCUCUUUGAUCGAUGUCUAGUACCUGAGAAAGGACAGGUGAUAGUUGCCGCAAAGACUAUUUACUUUGGUGUGGGCGGCUCUAUGACAGAGUUCCGUGAUUGUUGCCUUCGUCGAGGCUGGAAGGUGGAAACACUGUUUCGAAUGGAUAAAGGCGGCUGGUCCCGAUUUUAUAAAACAGAACUGGCAAGGCAGUGAUUUCAUUGCAUCGUAGGCAGCAGUGACAGCCUGUUGGCUGCAGGCUCUGUCCAGCAGUUUCUUAAAGUGGCAUGCCAAGGG